Molecule: messenger RNA, 732 nt
Organism: Loa loa (African eye worm)
Lineage: Eukaryota; Metazoa; Nematoda; Chromadorea; Rhabditida; Onchocercidae
Product: 30S ribosomal protein S19
Exons: 3
Coding region: 46-582 (178 amino acids)
Biological process (GO): translation; ribosomal small subunit assembly
Cellular component (GO): ribosome; cytosolic small ribosomal subunit
Molecular function (GO): structural constituent of ribosome; RNA binding
Source: RefSeq, a predicted model, not a curated record
GCAGAUUGUCCAAGUUAUUUUUUCAUUGUGGUAGUAGUUUGUGUCAUGCAUAAAAACAUCAGAUUAAAUUAUUUCUUCAACUGCAGAGUUUGUUGUUGUUGUUGUGUAAACUACUGCACAGCAGUCAUGUCACAAACGGAUGAAGCUGCAGCUGCUGAGCUGAAAAAGAAGCGUACCUUUAAGAAAUUCACAUAUCGUGGAGUCGAUUUGGAUCAGCUAUUGGAUUUGAAUCGUGAUCAGUUGGCAAAACUGUUGCCCUGCCGUGCACGUAGACGUCUGGCUCGCGGCUUGAAACGCAAACAUUUGGCAUUCUUAAAUCGGUUACGAAAAGCAAAAAAGGAAGCUUCAAUGCAUGAAAAACCAGCCACAAUUAAGACUCAUUUACGUGAUAUGAUUGUAUUACCCGAAAUGGUUGGAUCAGUCGUGGGAGUGUACAACGGCAAAGUUUUCAACCAGGUCGAAAUAAAGCCUGAAAUGAUUGGUUAUUAUUUGGGAGAAUUCGCAAUCACAUACAAACCUGUGAAGCAUGGGCGGCCAGGUAUUGGUGCGACACAUUCUUCUCGUUUUAUCCCGCUCAAGUAAUGGAAAAUUAUUAUUGUUACGAAGGUGUCCAAUAAAUGUUUUGUUCUGAUGCAAGCAGUAAGCAAAGGAUUUAUCUUGAUUAGAGGUAAUGACGAAAAGAAAAUUCCGGGCUUUUUCUGAUUUGCGCAUAACCUUAGCCAACAACGAUAU